AUGCCAUCAGUUUUUACCAAUCAGCAACUUUACACGGCUGAAGUAUUCUCAGCAAAAUGUUCGUGCUGUAAAAAACCGGGUAUCGCUCAAUGUGAUGGAUGUGCGAAUGGUUUUUGUUCAACACAUUUUCGUGAACAUCGUCACUAUUUAGAUACUAAAUUCGCACAAUUAUUGCAUGAUAGAAGUAUUCUACCUCAUCAGUUAGUUGAUCAUUCAUCGAAGAUCAAGCAAGCCCAACUAAAGACUCUUCUUCAUGAUAUAAACCAAUGGGAGGAGCAAGCAUUGAAGAGUGUCACACAAACAGCCGAACGUGUACGAAAUCGUAUCAAGGAAUUGAUGACACUAAGAACUUCAACUAUCAAAGCUGAUUUAGACCAAAUUUCAAUGGAAUUACGAAAAUGUAAAUUUGAAAAUAACUAUUUCGAACAGGAUAUCAAACACUUAAGUGAAAAACUUGAUCAAAUUCAAAUUGAUUUGAAUAUACUUAAAACACGUGUCAAAAUGACAAUACCACCCAUCAAAUUAAACUCACAGUUUUAA
Molecule: messenger RNA, 540 nt
Organism: Rotaria socialis
Lineage: Eukaryota; Metazoa; Rotifera; Eurotatoria; Philodinida; Philodinidae
Source: the annotation of a GenBank genome assembly